CUAUAAGAGAAUCCGCGAAGACGAAGGCAUACACUUUCGACAUUCAGGUGUUGAUUCGCGUUUCGGACGGUUCACAUUGUUUCGAACAAUAAGUAAAUUUUCGUUAAUUUCUGUUCUCAAUUCGGUUGUUUUUGUUUUGUGUUUCCCUAAUAAGAAGCCCUUGUUCGAUUCGUUCCUGCAAUAAUUUAGAAAAUAAAAUGCAAAUCACAUUGACUUGAAUUACAAUUUGAUUGAACGAAACAAAAAAAAGAAGAAAUUUAAUAAUUUUUUUUUCUCUGUUUACCAUUGUGAUUUCUUUUGAGUGUGGAUGUCUUAUUUGUAUGUGAAUGCAUUUUUAUCUUUUUUCGAAACGGGCGAGUAUAUGAUAUUUGCCAGUCGGUAUCGUAUCAGUUUCAUUCAUAAUUUGCUUGCUGUCGGCGAUUGACAUAAUUUGAUUUGAAUUGACUGUAUUCAAAGGCGCUCGCUCGUGUCGGUGAUUGUUGAUUUAUUUUGCAUAUUUUCUGUCCGUUCAGUGCGAUUUUAAUUAUUGUGGUGAAUUAAAAACAAAAAAAAAGAACAAGAAAAUGAUCAAAUUAACUGACCUAUUUUCGUUUGCCUGGUCGUAUACAAAUUCACGCGUUGUCGAUUACUAUCGUCACUAUUUUUCGGAAGUGUGUACUGUAACGACGAAAUCGGGCCCAGUGAAAGGUUAUAAAAUCGCGUCUGCCUUUGAUUAUCGUUACAUUAAUUUCGUUGGAAUACCGUACGCAAAGGCACCUGUUGGUGAACUUCGCUUCAAGGAUCCCCAACCGUUGGAACCGUCAACCGAAAUUAUAAAUCAACAAUUUGGUCGCAGCGGUUCAUUGGCAUGUCAAGCGGAUUUGGUAUCACAGCGAUCAAUUGGAAAUGAAAAUUGUCUACAUUUAUCGGUGUACACCAAAGACAUUAAACCUGACACAUUAAAACCGGUAAUGGUUUGGAUUCAUGGUGGCGCAUUCAUUUUGGGUUCAAACUCAAAAGAUUUUUAUAAUCCGGAAUUUUUGCUACGCAAAGAUGUGGUUGUUAUCGCAAUCAAUUAUCGCUUGGGUGCAUUUGGAUUUGCAUCGUUCAAAGACCCCGAAUUGGGCAUUCCCGGAAAUGCUGGACUUAAAGAUCAAGUGAUGGCCAUGAAAUGGAUAAAAGAGAAUUGCACGCAUUUUGGCGGAGAUCCGGAAAAUAUCACAUUGUUUGGUGAAAGUGCUGGCUCAGCAUCUGUAUCAAUGCAUAUGUUAUCGGAUAUGUCGAAAGGGCUAUUUCAUAAAGCGAUUAUGAUGUCAGGCACAGUUUAUGCACCAUGGGCACUGUCUCCAGUAAAAGAUUGGACGCAGCGCGUUGCAAAAAAACUUGGUUGGACUGGUGAAGGUGGCGAAAAAGCCUGUUUGAAUGUCCUUCAACGAGCUUCACACGAUGCAAUUAUUAAAGUACAAGAAUCUACAUUGACCUUAGAAGACCGUAAACGUUACACGAUGUUCCCAUUUGGGCCAGUUGUUGAACCAUAUGAAUCGUCUCAGUGUUUCUUAAAAAAAGACCCAAAAGAAUUAACCGCAUCAGCAUGGAGUAAAGAUAUCCCACUAAUCGUUGGAACCUGUUCAGAUGAAGGACUCUUAUUUUACAAAAUGACAAUGAAAAAGCCGAGCCUAAUGUCAAAAUUAAAACUGGAAUAUACAUUACCAUUCCACGAACUAGACAUUGAUGUCGAUAGUGAUCAAACCCGUGAACUGGGCAAACAACUGAAAAAAUUCUACUUUGGAUAUUCAGCAUUAAGUGUUGAAACCAUUUUUGUAUAUUUAAUGAUACUACACGACAAAUUCUUUGGACAUCCAACCCAUCGAACAGUUUUACAACGAACAAAAAAUCAAAGUGCGCCAACCUAUUUGUUGCGUUUUAAUUUCGAUUCAACGUACAGUUUAACGAAAAAGAUAUUUGCUGGUCGAAAUGUUCCAGGUGUUUGUCAUGCCGAUGAUUGUUCGUACUACUUUCGUUCGGUGUUUUCUGGCAUGGAUCCAGCGCAAAAUUCAGAUGAAUGGAAAACAAUGGAACGAAUGACCGAAACAUUUACCACAUUCGCAAGAACGGGUGAUCCAAAUAAUGAAAGCAUUGCGCCAAUCCAAUGGAAACCAGUGUCACUGGAAACCGGCGAUAAAAAUGUAAAAAAAUACAUGUGCUUAAAUAUUGCCAAAGAAGUUAGCUACAUUGACUGGCCAGAAUUGGAUCGUAUGCAGUAUUGGGAUCAUAUCUAUAAAAAAUACAAUAAGAAUCUCGUUUAAAACACGACACUUACUUUAGGUCGGUUGUAUUUUUUAUGUAUUAAGUUUAUGUGUUCUCUGGUAAAAAGCUUGCCCAAGGUUUAUUAGAUAUUAUCACAAAACGGUUUAUAUAUAUAUAUGCUUUGCAACAAGAAAUUUGAAAGAAAAUGGAACAAAAUAAAGAAAAAUUACUCCCAAUUUUUGUAUAGCCUUAAGAAUUUAUUAUCAAAUAGCUCUAUCUAUCAUUGGCGAAUGAAACAUGUUGUUUUUUUAUAAAUUUGUAUUUUUAUAGCUUUAAGAGAUAAAAAUCUUCACUUCCUUCCUUUAUUUUGGUAUUAAACAUUUUCUUGUUAUAAAAAUAGAAA
Molecule: messenger RNA, 2629 nt
Organism: Contarinia nasturtii (swede midge)
Lineage: Eukaryota; Metazoa; Arthropoda; Insecta; Diptera; Cecidomyiidae
Product: esterase B1-like
Exons: 7
Coding region: 564-2285 (573 amino acids)
Source: RefSeq, a predicted model, not a curated record